Danaus chrysippus (African queen) is the source of this 1425-nucleotide messenger RNA. The record is from the annotation of a GenBank genome assembly. NCBI's taxonomy places the organism in Eukaryota, Metazoa, Arthropoda, Insecta, Lepidoptera, Nymphalidae.
AUGUGCAGCACGCAGAGAGCGAGGGUGUCGAGGAUGCACUUGACGAGUGCCUCCAGCGGGGCCGUGUCACCGGACACCAGCUCCGCGCUCCUCCACGAGACGUACACCAAGAUGACGUCAGAUAUACUCGCGGAGAGGACGCUGGGUGAUUUUCUAUCGGAGCACCCGGGAGAGCUGGUGAGGACUGGUAGUCCACACUUCGUAUGCACAGUGCUGCCUCCUCACUGGCGAUCCAAUAAGACGCUGCCGGUGGCGUUUAAGGUGGUAGCGCUCGGUGAUGUUGGAGACGGGACCCUGGUGACUGUCAGGGCUGGCAACGAUGAGAACUGCUGCGCUGAACUCCGUAACAGCUCGGCGGUCAUGAAGAACCAAGUGGCAAAGUUCAACGAUUUGAGAUUCGUCGGCCGUAGUGGUCGCGGGAAAUCAUUCACAUUGACGAUAACGAUAUCAACAACGCCUCCGCAAGUCACAACCUACAAUAAGGCUAUCAAAGUCACCGUGGACGGACCCAGGGAACCUCGGUCAAAGACCAUGUUGUCUCUCCUAGGGCAGCAGCAGCAAUUUCAUUUCGCAUUUGGUCAGCGGCCGUUUCCUUUCCCACCAGAUCCCCUGGGAGGAUUCCGGAUGCCACCGAUUACUACAUGUCAGAAUAUGAGUCAAUUUGGUUUGAGUUCGAGUAACUCUCAUUGGGGCUACGGUGGUGCGGGCGCCUACCCAGCAUACCUUCCAUCGUGUGCUGCACCAGCUACACAGUUCAAUACACCAACAUUAGGCUUCGCUGGUUCCGUCCCUGAACAAACUCCAACUCAGGAUUUCACUAAUAACACUGUUCUACCGGAUACGACGGGAGUGGAUCUGGAUCAACAGCUGUCCGGUCUAGUUGGAUCGUCUCCAUCACACCACGGCAGCUUGCUACCUAGAUACAACAACAACACAGACUACACACUAUCCACCGGCCCACGCUCACUCAGCGACAACAGCUCACAACCAGAAUCCCCGGUCCAAGACGACCUUUUAACAUCAAACACAACAACCAACAUCGGCCACAACCAUUCGAACUCCAACUUCUCGCUAAUGAGUACUCAGAACGCAUCAUACGGAAGCAGCAAUUGCAAUAAUUCCUUAUACCCAGUUCUACCGGCCAGCCUGCUAUACAGUCAAUUAUAUACAGCAGCUAAUCAAAGUCACAACUUCCAUCCGCUUCAUUCGAACUCCAUCCAUUCAACGCAGAAUCAUCACAACGAACUACAGACUAUGAUGGAUCAGAUAUCAUCAACCACGAACCAUAGGCAGGGUCACGGGCAGGACUUGUUGGGUGGGAACUCGUGUGCUGCUGCGGCCGCGAGGGGGGAAGAUGGAAGGGUUAGUUUAGGACAGCGGGGGAAUCCCCAACCAGACAGCAACACCGUUUGGCGGCCCUAUUGA